Molecule: messenger RNA, 1206 nt
Organism: Vespa velutina
Lineage: Eukaryota; Metazoa; Arthropoda; Insecta; Hymenoptera; Vespidae
Product: extensin-1-like
Exons: 2
Coding region: 19-1206 (395 amino acids)
Source: RefSeq, a predicted model, not a curated record
CCUCGUAGCACGUGCAACAUGAGAGCGUUCCUACUUUCAUUGUUCCUCGUAUCCGUUGUGCUGGUAGAUGCGAGCCUUCCUGUGAAAAAGCUCGCCAAGCGUGGCUUCUAUCACCCGCAGCAACACGGCUCUGUAUACGCUGGCGGUUUUACGUCCGUCGUUCACGGACACAUUGGACACGAGCAUGGAAGCGAUCACGGCUUCGAUUACGGACACGGACACGGACAUGGGCACGGACACGAGCACGGGUACGGACAUAGACACGGAGGCGGAAUAGUUUUGGGUGAAUACUCGCACGGCUUAGGCUUGAGCCACGGUAACGGCUACGGGCAUGGCUAUGACCAUGGACAACGGCAUAGUAUGUCACAGAACGUAGUGAACCACGUCGUCAAAGUGCCCGUACCGGUGCCAAAACCAGUACCGGUUUAUCGUAACGUUCCAGUACCAAUUCCGCACUACGUCCCAGUCGAAGUGAAACGUCCGGUGAAAGUUCCUGUUCCGCAUCUAGUUCCAAUCGUCGUCGAGAAGCCUUAUCCUGUCCCGGCUGAUCGUCCAGUUCCAGUCUACGUUUCUCAUCCCAUUAAAAUUUCUGAUCCUAUACCUGUACCUGCAUCGUUCCCUAAACCUCCUAAAGUCAACUCACAUCACGAACAUUCUCAUAUUCAUUCUGCUUCUCCAUUGCCUCAUAAACCCAUUGGUAAUAUUCCUAGUAAUUCUUACAUACCGAUCCAUCAGUCGACCCACGGUAGCGGAUCUUCUUUGGAACAUUCCAAUCUUGACCAUUCGUUCCAACACAGUGAUACUAGUACUUCAUACGGUCCACCAAGUACAUCUUACGGUGCUCCGAGCUCGUCCUACGGUAUUCCGAGCUCAUCCUACGGUGCUCCGAGCUCGUCCUACGGUGCUCCGAGCUCGUCCUACGGUGCUCCGAGCUCGUCCUAUGAUGUUCCAAGUACAUCUUACGGUGCUCCGAGCUCAUCUUACACUUCUCCGAGUGCAUCCUAUGGUGUUCCGAGUUCAUCUUACAAUCCUCCAAGUGCAUCCUACGAUGCUCCAAGCUCAUCCUAUAAUCUUCCGAGUACAUCCUACGGUGUUCAGAAUACAGAAUUUCACGUUGAUAGUCACUCUUCAAGUUCAUUCGAUUCUUCCUCAUCUCAAGAUAGCGAAGGAUAUUCUUAUCCAAUUCCCUCAAAGAAGUUCUUAUAA